AUGUACCGUCAGAUAUUGUUGGAUCCAUUACAAACCUGUCUACAAAAAAUUCUGUGGCGAAACGAUCACACGGAUAAUGUCGAGGAGUACGAAUUGCUCACACUCACUUACGGAGCAAAUACUAUCGAGGAGGCGAGGGCUAUUCGAGACGAGGUAAUUCAAUUGUUGAAAGAGGGAGGAUUUGAGCUCGGCAAAUGGGCGUCCAACAACAUGGAAUUGCUUGAGGGCAUCAAUAAUCAAAACGAUCAACCGAUUGACAUUCAUGGCGACAUUGAAUCUUGUAUCCUAGGCACCAAAUGGGAUCGUCAUGAAGACGCUUUUUUCUUCUGUUGCAAGGAAGCGUCCGCUAACAAAAUCACGAAGCGUCAUAUAAUAUGGGACACAGCUAAAUUAUAUGACCCCUUAGGUUUGCUAGGGCCGGUUAUUGUUAUCGCUAAGCUUAUCGUUCAGGAGCUUUGGCAGUCGGAGGUUCAAUGGGACGACAUGGACACGCAGUCAAUGCAAAUUCAUGGGUUCUGCGAUGCGAGCCAGAACGCAUAUGGGGUUUGCAUCUAUGUUCGCACGAGGACAGGACCCCACGAAUAUCGUAGCGAGUUACUAUGUUCUAGAUCGAGAGUUGCUCCCCUUAAGGCGGUGUCUCUUCCGAGACUCGAGCUAUGCGCAGCGUUAUUGUUGGCACGUCUUAUCGCUAAGGUUCGAGAGGCUUUAGAUCACUUGAAAGUUUUUCUUUGGUCUGAUUCCACCAUCGCCCUUAAUUGGAUAACCUCGCCAUCCCGGAGGUGGUCCACCUUCGUGGCAAAUCGAGUAGGUGAGGUGCAGCGAAUCACAGAAAUUGAACAUUGGCAUCAUGUCAGUUCGUCGGACAAUUCCGCCGACAUCCUUUCACGAGGUUUGAACCCUAAUGAAUUAAUCAACUCUGCUCAAUGGUGGCACGGCCCAUCCUUUCUACAGAGGGAUGACGAUCAAUGGCCAGACAGUUUCGUGGUUAGGUUACAACAUGAGAUUCCCGAGCAAAGGAAAAUAGUUUCGACUGUAGCUACGGUAGACGACUGCAUUGUCAGUGAGUUGAUAAAUAGACAUUCUCGUAUCGACAAAGUUUCGAGAAUCAUAGCUUAUUGCCUGAGGUUCUUCAAGGCAUGGUGUCCAGGCACGCCGGCAAUUAGUGUAGCACCAGCAGAAUUGUCACACGCUCUAAGCGUUAUAUGUAGAAUCGUGCAAAGGCAGUCCUUUGACAAGGAAUAUAAGGCAUUACAAGCCGGGGGCACAAUCGUUUCUCCUAGCAGGUUACUUCUCUUGGCUCCCUUUUUAGACAAGAAAGGGCUUCUGAGGGUGGGAGGUAGGUUAAGUCAGUCGAACCUUGAAUACGAGGCACGCCACCCGAUAUUACUGCCACGCGGUCACAUGCUUACCAAGUUAAUCAUAAAACAAGAACAUAGGCGUACAUUACAUUCCGGGGCGCAAGCAACCAUGGCCAGCGUCAGACAGAGGGCUAGGCCGCGUCAGUCCGAGGCCGUAAUGGGCUCAUUACCAGCGGAACGCGUUACGCCAUCCAAGCCAUUCUCACAUUGCGGCGUAGAUUACGCCGGACCGGCAUUCAUUAAAGACGGUAAAAGACGUAAUGCUCAAUUGCGGGUCCGAAGGCAACUUAAAGAGCUUUACGAAUUUUGUAACAGUCAACAAUCGAAAUCAGACAUACAGCAAUUUUUACACAAUCAGGAAAUAUUGUGGAACUUUAUCCCACCGAAUGCGCCUCACGUUGGCGGCCUCUGGGAAGCAGCCGUUAAAUCGGCUAAGCAUCAUCUUACUCGUAUAGUAGGUCGAGCUCAUUUGACAUUUGAAGAGCUACAGACUUUGCGAGAUCGAAGCAGUUCUAAACUCGCGUCCUAUUACCCCCCUAAAUGGAGCGUCGAAUACCUUCAUUCGUUGCAGGAAAGGACGAAGUGGAGAAGCAACAAGGGUUUACAAUUACAACCAGGUCAAUUGGUAUUGGUCAAGCAGCAGAACUUGGCGCCGUUGCAAUGGGAAACGGGCCGCAUCCAGGAGAUUCACCCUGGGCCAGAUGGUAUCACACGUGUAGCCACUGUCCGGACCGCCAGAGGAAAUUUUGUAAGACCGCUAUCAAAACUCGCGAUACUCCCCUUGGAGGUAGCCGAGAAAAUCCAAAGCAGCAUUGCCGCAAACGUAAGAGACAUUUUCAAGGAAAUCAAUUUACCGAAGAAAAAAGUGAGAGCGAAGGCGCAAAUACAAGCGCAAGUGCGAGGAAACUUGAAAGUGCUAGUAGUGAUGAUGUAG
Messenger RNA from Cyphomyrmex costatus, 2292 nucleotides. RefSeq lists its product as uncharacterized. Gene Ontology annotation, molecular function: nucleic acid binding. The transcript is spliced from 7 exons. The record is from RefSeq and is a predicted model, not a curated record. The coding region runs from base 1 to 2292 and encodes 763 amino acids. NCBI's taxonomy places the organism in Eukaryota, Metazoa, Arthropoda, Insecta, Hymenoptera, Formicidae.